Molecule: messenger RNA, 1155 nt
Organism: Nycticebus coucang (slow loris)
Lineage: Eukaryota; Metazoa; Chordata; Mammalia; Primates; Lorisidae
Gene: RBKS
Product: ribokinase
Exons: 9
Coding region: 284-1042 (252 amino acids)
Biological process (GO): D-ribose metabolic process
Molecular function (GO): ribokinase activity
Source: RefSeq, a predicted model, not a curated record
CCCUUCUGAGCAAUGGCGGCGUCAGGGGAACCCGGGAGGCAGUGGCAGGAGGAGGCGGCGGCGCUGGUAGUGGUGGGCUCCUGCAUGACCGACCUAGUCAGCCCUUGGCAACCACCAUUCUACUUUCUAUCACUAUGAAUCUGACUACUUGAAGUAUAUCAUUCUUACUUCUCGUUUACCAAAAACUGGAGAAACCAUCCAUGGACAUAAGUUUUUUAUUGGUUUUGGAGGGAAAGGUGCCAACCAGUGUGUCCAAGCUACUAGACUUGGAGCAAAGACAUCCAUGGUGUGCAAGGUUGGCAAAGAUUCUUUUGGCAAUGACUAUAUAGAAAACUUAAAACAGAAUGGUAUUUCUACAGAAUUCACAUAUCAGACUGAAAAUGCUGCUACAGGAACUGCUUCUGUAAUUGUCAAUAAUGAAGGCCAGAAUAUCAUCAUCAUAGUGGCUGGAGCAAAUUUACUUUUGAAUUCUGAAGACCUAAGGGAAGCAGCCAGUGUCAUUAGCAGAGCCAAAGUAAUGAUCUGCCAACUAGAAAUAACUCCAGCAACUUCUUUGGAAGCCCUGAAAAUAGCCCGCAGCAAUGGAGUGAAAACAUUGUUCAACCCAGCUCCUGCCAUUGCUGACCUGGAUCCUCAGUUCUACACCCUCUCAGAUGUGUUCUGUUGCAAUGAAAGUGAGGCUGAGAUUUUAACCGGCCUCAUGGUGGGCAGCGCUGCGGAUGCUGGAGAGGCUGCAUCAGUGCUCCUGGAAAGGGGCUGCCAGGUGGUAAUCAUCACCUUAGGAGCUGAAGGAUGUGUGAUGCUCUCACAGACAGAACCUGUCCCCAAGCACAUUCCCACAGAGAAAGUCAAGGCUGUGGAUACCACGGGUGCUGGUGACAGCUUCGUGGGAGCUUUGGCCUUCUACCUGGCUUACUACCCCAAUCUGCCAAUGGAAGAAAUGCUCAAGAGAUCCAAUUUCAUUGCAGCAGUCAGUGUCCAGGCUACAGGAACACAGUCAUCUUAUCCAUACAAAAAAGACCUUCCAGUUUCUCUGUUUUGACUGCUAUUAGCCCCAAAAUUAGACUUGGUACUUGGGAGUGGCCAUUCCUGGCUAACACUAGAAAAUGUCCUCUUCUCCUUUCUUUGCAGAUUUUGUUCAUUUACUUAAAGUCA